AUGGCUUGUAGUCUCUAUACGUUAAACUACACUGCAGAUGUUAAAUCAAAAGUCAACCAAUCCAGUACCGCUGAGAAAGUUCAGGAUGUUCUUCAAGGAACGGGUUGGAUGGAGAAUACUGUGUUAUUUUAUGGGGCCUAUCACAACAAGACGGCUUACCUGAUUACAGGAGAUGCGUUCACAUAUAACAUGUCCCUCGCUUACCUUUGUGCUGUUGGUCUCACCUUUAUGCUGAGCUUUAUACUGCUUGUAAAAAAUUCGGCUAAAGGAUUGAAGCAGAGUGCAGUAUCAUCAGUGGGUGGAAACAUCACCAUGUAUUGUAAUAAAGUGUUUGGAGCCUGGGAUUACUGUAUAUCUGAAUCCAAAACUGCUCAAUUAAAACAUUCCAACCUUCUCCAAGAUUUUAAGAAUGAUUUAGAGUACCAGAGGUUACAGUGGAAGAAAGCAAGUCGGACAGCAAAAGAAAAGUUCAAGUUAUAUUCAAUACGGGUCCUUAUUAACAUUCUGGUGAUAGCCAUGCUUGGAGGGGCCUUGUACCUUAUCUACUAUACCAAUGAACAACUUGUCACUAAUUCUCAGACAUUAAAUGAGACUGAGGCAUUAAUGAUGCAAUAUCUACCUUCGAUAACAAUCAUGCUGCUAAACGUUAUCGUACCAUUUAUAUUUAACAAGUUGGUUAUAGCCGAAGACUACAUGCCAGCUUUUGCCAUCAGGAUUACUCUCAUUAGGACCGUAUUGCUUAGAUUAUCAUCACUGGGUAUAUUGAUGAUAUCAUUGUACACAAGUCUUCAACCGAAGAAGAGAGAUCAGGAGGUUCUCUUACCAUGUGAUAAUCUUAUAAUCGAUCUGAAAAACAAAACAGGAAUUACAACAACACCAGUUACAACAACAACAACAGGCAAUACAACAACAACAACAAAAUCAUCAUCUCAACUGGCAGAUAACAUGUGUUGGGAAACAUAUGUAGGGCAACAGAUCUACAAACUCGUGAUGCUGAACUUCAUUGUAGUAGUACUAAGCACUGUAUGUGGAGAAUUCCCUAGAAAGUUUGUGUAUGAUAAACUUCAUGACAAAUUGAAAGUAGUAAAUUUGGUCGGACAACAGGUUUUUGACCUUUCAAAAAAUAUCCUUGACCUUGUUUAUUUACAGACUCUAUGCUGGCUUGGGUUGUUUUUCAGUCCAAUCAUUCCUGCCAUGUGUUUUGUUAAAUGUUUCAUUUUCUUCUAUUUGAAAAAGGGAUCAUUGCUAACGAACUGUUUACCUAUGCAGCAGUAUGGCACAUCUAAGUCAAACUCUCUGUUUAUGAUGGUGCUUCUACUGUCAUUCUUCCUCGCCUCGGCACCUAUCAUAUACAUGAUCGGGAGUUUACCACCAUCUCAAAGCUGUGGACCAUUCCGUGUACACGGGAACAAUAGUUUUGUCAUGUUUGACACUAUAACGUACCUUGUUGGCAGUUUUGAUAAGGCCAAAGAUGUUUUCUUCUUUAUGGGAACUGGGGGAUUCAUGGCAAUACUGGCUUUGUGCCUAUGUUUAUUGAUGUAUUAUUUCUGGAUGGUUGGUCAAGCUAACUACAAGCUUUCUAAAAGUCUUCGAGAACAACUUAAGAUCGAGGGUCAGGACAAACAGUUUCUUGUUGCACGUGUUAAUGAAGCAUUAGACAGGGAUUACUAAUCGCACGCAUGUCACAUGAUAACUUGAAUUUCUUUGUUUGGUGUAUAAUUUUUUUGCUUCAUAGUUUAUGAUGACACUACUAAACUGUCAAAUUACUUGCCAAAAUGGAGCAUUGGUUAUUCAUUGGUUGUUACAUUUUUUUUUUGUGAUUGGUGUUGAAUUAAUUUGAAAACAUUGUUUAAGCCGGUGCUAGAGGCAUGAAUGGUAACUUACACUUUCUAGGACCAUCCUGAUGAAUAGACUUAAAACAAUCCUGCAACAUUUCUAAUUUUGCCAUUUUGUGCGUUCUUUAGGGAUUCUGUUUUUCUCUAUGUCUUUCAA
Messenger RNA from Ruditapes philippinarum (Manila clam), 1992 nucleotides. RefSeq names its product transmembrane channel-like protein 7. The record is from RefSeq and is a predicted model, not a curated record. Lineage: Eukaryota; Metazoa; Mollusca; Bivalvia; Venerida; Veneridae. Bases 1 to 1671 code for a protein of 556 amino acids. The transcript is spliced from 13 exons. Gene Ontology annotation, molecular function: mechanosensitive monoatomic ion channel activity. Gene Ontology annotation, cellular component: plasma membrane.